Molecule: messenger RNA, 735 nt
Organism: Acanthosepion pharaonis
Lineage: Eukaryota; Metazoa; Mollusca; Cephalopoda; Sepiida; Sepiidae
Source: the annotation of a GenBank genome assembly
AUGAAUUCCUCUCCUCCCCUCUUCUUGCUACACGAACACAAGACUAAAAAUAAUAGUGAUUUAGUGAUAGAAGUCGUACUAACUGACCAAUAUCUAUCUAUCUAUCUAUCUAUCUAUCUAUCUAUCUAUCUAUCUAUCUAUCUAUAUGCCUUCAUAUCUAUCUAUCUCUUUAUAUUAGGUUGGUGCAAAAAUAAUGACGUAAUAAUGUCGUUUUUUACGUUAAAAAAUACGUCAAAAACGACAUUAUUACGUCAUUAUUUUUGCAUCAACCUAAUAUAUAUGCCUUCAUAUGUAUGUAUGUAUCUAUCUAUCUAUCUAUCUAUCUAUCUAUCUAUCUAUCUAUCUAUCUAUCUAUAUGCCUUCAUAUCUAUCUAUCUAUCUAUCUAUCUAUCUAUCUAUCUAUCUAUCUCCGAUUUCCGUCCAAUAUUAUCCCACCCUUUACUUCAGUCAACUUCGAGGGGUCGAUAUGCCAUAAACCAAUUUAUUCACAUCUAUCUAUCUAUAUAUCUAUCUAUCUAUCACAGUUUAUUCAUAUCUAUCUAUCUAUCUAUCUAUCUAUCUAUCUCAUUUUAUUCAUAUCUAUCUAUCUAUCUAUCUCAUUUUAUUCAUAUCUAUCCAUCUACUAUCUAUCUAUCUAUCUAUCUAUCCCAGUUUGUUCAUAUCUAUCUAUCUAUCUAUCUUAUUUUAUUCAUAUCUAUCUAUCUAUCUAUCUAUCUAUUACAUUUAGCGAGAUGA